GCAGGACCGUCCUGGACGGGUGCGGAUCAAGGCAGCUACCGAAAGAUUUUUCCUGCUACAUGUCAGAAUAGGUGUUGAGCUCCAAGCUCAACAUCAUCAGGAGGAAGAUAUGAACAAUAUUAAUGUUCCAAAGACAGAUUGAAGCAGUGAUGAGCUGUACAAGGAAAAAAAUUCCUACAGGGAAAGAUCUGAUUUAUAUUAAUGCUUCAGACAUAAAGGAAGAAGAAGAGACAGAUGUGAGCGGUGAUGAGCAGUAUAAGGAGGACAUUCCUACAGUGAAAGAUCUGAUCUAUAUUGAUGCUACAGACAUAAAGGAAGAAGAAGAGACAGAUGUAAGCGGUGAUGAGCAGUAUAAGGAGGACAUUUCUACAGGGAAAGAUCUCAUCUGUAUUAAUGCUACAGACAUAAAGGAAGAAGAAAAUACAGAAGUAAGCGGUGAUGAGCAGUAUAAGGAGGACAUUGCUACAAGGAAAUAUCUGAACUAUGUUAAUGCUUCAGACAUAAAGGAAGAAGAGGAGAGAGAUGUGAGGGGUGAUGAGAAGUAUAUGGAGGACAAUGCUACAGGGAAAGAUCGGAUCUAUAUUAAUACUACAGACAAAAAGGAAGAAGAGACAGAUGUGAGGGGUGAUGAGCAGUAUAAGGAGGACAUUCCUACAGGAAAACAUCAAAUCCAUAUUAACUCUGCAGACAUAAAGGAAGAAGAAGAGACAGAUGUGAGCAGUGAUGAGCAGUAUAUGGAGGACAUUCCUACAGGUAACUAUCCAGAUUCUUGUACCGGGAGAUCAGAGGAGAAUCUUAUAUCUUCAGAUUAUAAAGCAGAUGAUGAUAUCACACAAGAUACAUAUGAAGAACAUUCCAUUAUCCCAGAUACACCCUCAGCCCUUCACAGCCAAGAUCUCUCAUCUCAUCCUUAUAUACAGGUCCUGUCUUCUAAUUCAUCACAGGCUGUAAAGCGAAAUAAGAAAAAGCUAUUUUCUUGUUCAGAAUGUGGAAAAUGCUUUACUCUGAAAUCAAGUAUUUUUAAGCAUCAAAAAAUUCACACCGGAGAGAAGCCAUUUUCAUGUUCUGAAUGUGGAAAAUGUUUUAGUCAGAAUUCAGUUCUAGUUGAGCAUCAACGAAUUCACACAGGAGAAAAACCAUUUUCAUGUUCAGAAUGUGGGAAAUGUUUUACCCGGAAACCAGAUCUUGUUAAACAUCAAAUAACUCACACAGGAGAGAAGCCAUUUUCAUGUUCAGAAUGUGGGAAAUGUUUUACUCAGAAAUCAAUACUAAGCAUACAUCAAAGAAUUCACACAGGAGAGAAGCCAUUUUUAUGUUCAGAAUGUGGGAAAUAUUUUACUCAGCAACCACAACUUGUUAAACAUCAAAGAAUUCACACAGGAGAGAAGCCAUUUUUAUGUUCAGAAUGUGGGAAAUAUUUUACUCAGAAAUCACAUCUUGUUAAGCAUCAAAGAAUUCACACUGAUGAGAAGCCAUUUUCAUGUUCAGAAUGUGGAAAAUGUUUUUCCCAUAGAUCACAGCUUGUUUUACAUGAAAAAGGUCACACAGGAGACAAGUCAUUUGCAUGUUCAGAAUGUGGAAAAUAUUUUUCUCAGAAAUCAACACUUAAUAGACAUCUAAGAAUUCACACAGGAGAGAAGCCAUUUUCAUGCGCAGAAUGUGGAAUGAAUUUUACUCAGAAAUCAAAUCUUGUUAAGCAUCAAAGAACUCACACAGGAGAGAAGCCAUUUUCAUGUUCAGAAUGUGGGAAAUGUUUUAUUGAGAAAUCAAAUCUUAUCAAACAUCUAAGCAUUCACACAGGAGAGAAGACAAUUUCGAGCAUUAAAUGAUGCAGAUAAGAUAUCUAUAUAGUAACCAUGUACAUAGGAUAUCUGACAUUUAUACAUAUAUCAUAUACUGCAUCUCCAAACUUGUUCCCAAUUGUUAAUAAAAGUUUUCUUUUGCCGACAUUCUGGAAAGAGACAAACAGACAGACCGUGGGGGAGAUAUUCAAAAAAUUCUGUCAAUUUCUGUUAGUUUUAUUAAUUACACUUUUGUUUAAUUAUUCUCACAUUUUCAAAAGGUCUCUUGUGCCGCUUUGAAAAUAUGGAUUCAUUUUAAUGGAACUUUAGUUUUUUGCAGCAAAAAAUUGCCAAUUUGGCGCCAAUGUUUUUGUUGCCGCCAUGUUAGAUUUUUUUUUGUAGCAAAAUUGCCGAGUUUGGCGCCAAAUUUUACAUCCCGAAAAAUUUUGUCUGAAGCAUCAAAUGUAAUAUUCCAUGAUUUCUAGCGCCCAGACAAGCGAUAACUGUAUAAAUAAAACAUUUCUAGGGCUUAAAUGCAGUGAUCAUGGGAAAAAAAAAUAUAUAUUUUUUAACCCCUUUUUGCAUUUUCAUUUAACCCCGUUUUUGCAUUUUAAUUUUUUCCUCAUCACCUUAAAAAAAAUCAUAACUCUUUCAAUUUUGCACAUAAAAUUACAUAUGAUGACUUAUUUUUUGUGCCACCAAUUCUACUUUGCAGUGACAUUAGUCAUUUUACAAAAAAAUCCACGCCGAAAAUGGAAAAAAAUUCAUUGUGCGACAACAUAGAAGAAAAAAUGUAAUUUGUAACUUUUGGGGGAAAAUGUAUACGUAAAAAAAUUCUCAUCUUCUGACCCCUAUAACUUUUUUAUUUUUCCGCGUAUGGGGCGGUAUGAGGGCUCAUUUUUUGCGCCAUGUUCUUGUCGGUACCAUUUUUGUAUUGAUCGGACUUUUUGAUCGCUUUUUAAUCAUUUUUUUCAUGAUAUAAAACGUGACCAAAAAUACACUAUUUUGGACUUUGGAUUUUUUUUUCCGUGUACGCCAUUGACCGUGCGGUUUAAUUAACGAUAUAUGUUUAUAAUUCGGACAUUUCCGCACGCGGCGAUAACAUAUUUGUUUAUUUUUAGUUACAGGUUUUUUUUAUGGGAAAAGGGGGGUGAUUCAAACUUUUAUUAGGGAAGGGGUUAAAUGACCUUUGUUAACUUUUUUUUUCACUUUUUUUUUUUUUUUUUUUGCAGUGUUAUAGCUCCCAUAGGGACCUAUAACACUGCACACACUGAUCUUUUACCCUGAUCCCUGCAAAGCCAUAGAUUUGCAUGGAUCAGCAUUAUAGGGGGUCGAUUGCUCAAGCCUGUAGCUCGAGCUUGGAGCAAUCAAACGCAGAUCGGACGCACAGGAGCAAGGUAAGGGGGUCUCUGCUCGCGUUUUAGCUGAUCGGGACAGCGACUGAGCUGCCGGGAAGUGUUUACUUUCACUUUCAGAUGCGGCAGUCAACUUUGAUCGGCGCGUCUGAAGGGUUAAUAGUGCGCGGCACAAUGAUCGGUGCCACGCGCUAUUAGCCCAGGGUCCAGACUAUGAUCAGUAGCCGGGACCGACUCGGUGUGCUGCGGGGUCAGGGCGUCACCCCGUUUUAAACACCGGGCUCAGGGCAUACAGGUACGCCCUGAGUCCUUAAGGAGUUAAAGGGGUACUCCCCUGGAAAACAUUUUUUUUUAAAUCAUCUAGUGCCA
Molecule: messenger RNA, 3505 nt
Organism: Hyla sarda
Lineage: Eukaryota; Metazoa; Chordata; Amphibia; Anura; Hylidae
Product: gastrula zinc finger protein XlCGF26.1-like
Exons: 3
Coding region: 123-1829 (568 amino acids)
Biological process (GO): regulation of transcription by RNA polymerase II
Molecular function (GO): DNA-binding transcription factor activity, RNA polymerase II-specific; RNA polymerase II cis-regulatory region sequence-specific DNA binding
Source: RefSeq, a predicted model, not a curated record